Molecule: messenger RNA, 1544 nt
Organism: Sphaeramia orbicularis (orbiculate cardinalfish)
Lineage: Eukaryota; Metazoa; Chordata; Actinopteri; Kurtiformes; Apogonidae
Product: ras-related protein Rab-33B
Exons: 2
Coding region: 19-717 (232 amino acids)
Biological process (GO): Rab protein signal transduction
Molecular function (GO): GTPase activity; GTP binding
Source: RefSeq, a predicted model, not a curated record
ACCGCGAGAAGAUGAGCGAUGGCAAUACACAACAAACCUGGGGAGGAAUUUGACACAGUUUUCAGCCUAAAUGAUUCCUUAGAGCUGUCGUCGCAUCACGAUUAUGCGACUGCACAAGCCCGUAUUUUCAAGAUAAUAGUCAUAGGAGACUCAAAUGUGGGAAAGACAUGUCUGACUUACAGAUUCUGUGGAGGUACUUUCCUGAAAAACCCGGAGGCGACCAUCGGGGUCGACUUCAGAGAGAGGACGCUGGAGCUGGAUGGAGAGAGUAUAAAGCUGCAGAUCUGGGACACUGCAGGUCAGGAGCGCUUCAGGAAGAGCAUGGUGGAGCACUACUAUCGCAGUGUCCACGCUGUCAUCUUUGUCUAUGAUGUGACCAGCCUCUCCUCCUUCGAGAGCAUCCCUGAAUGGAUUGAGGAGUGCAGCCGUCACUCUGUGGGGCCCCUGGUGCCCCGCAUCUUGGUGGGAAACAAGUGUGAUCUGAGGGACCGCCGGGAGGUGCCCACAUCGACUGCCCAGUGUGUAGCUGACAGCUAUAACUUCCCACUGUUUGAGACUUCAGCCAAGGACCCCACAGAGAAGGAACACGUUGACGCUAUUUUUCUGACUUUGGCUUAUAGACUGAAGAGCCACAAAACGUUGCGGCUAAAGCAGCCCAGUGUGAGUGAUGUUGGACAAAUGUGGAACCAGAGAGAGAACGAGACCUGUCAAUGCUGAGGUUACACACAGACUAUUUGUGAAGGUCCUCACCACCUUCAUAUGUAAUAAUAAUGCUGAGGAAAGUUGAGCAAAGCUUCCAGACACUUACCAUGCACCCUGUCUUGCCUGUGUUAAGGCAUUAUACUGUAGCUUGACAGUAUGGGUCUUCCAAGUUUGCAAAAUGGUAAAGCAACAUUUCAGUGAUGUGCAUGAAUGGAUAUGAGUUUAUGCCAAGUAUUUGUAGCUCAAAAUGCACAUAAAAUCACUUUAAAUAAAAAAUAUUAAAGCAUUAAAGAGGGCACUUUAGUCAACAGACAAAUCAUAUGCAAUCAGACAUCAAGCAGCACUGCAGUUUAUCUGAAGUAUUCAUGCAAACAGUAAAAGUGAAAACAGAGACAUUCAAAAUAAGUACAGGGACCAAUGAGCUAAAUUGAAACUGUGAAGAAAAGAGUUAUGCUGUGUUAUUUAAAUAUCUUUUCUUAUGCAUUCAUUUUGGUGCUGUUACUGAAUGUGUAUCUUAAAGUAAAAUAACAUAUGAAUAUAAUGAGCUUCAUGUUAGUAUACUCACAUUCACGGUUCUUUGGAGGGACUGUAGUCAAACAAAAAGAAUCAUUGAAAACAUUAAGCUGUCAUUGGGGACAAAUUGCAAUUCUUGUCUUUAAAUCAAGAUAAUUUACUUGAAAAGUACCUUAGUGACUAUUAGCUAAUGUUAAAUGAUCGUGUGAGAUGAAAACACUUCUAAAUGACAGCCUUGUUGCAUGUCUGUUACAAUGCAAACUGCAUCUAACAGUACAGAGAUGUCUGUACACCUCAAACUCAAUAAAAAGAUUUUCUUAUCUGUGUUA